AUGUCGUUCGGCCACGUCGUCUUCAUCGGCCUCAUCGCCCUCGCGCUUGGAGUUGCGUGCUGGUUCGGCGCGCGUCCAGGGAAGAACCAGGUUAUCUUCCGCUCCUCGGCGCUCCUCACGAUCACCUGCUGCUACGUCAUGUGGGCCGUGACGUACCUCGCGCAGCUCAACCCCCUCAUUGCGCCUAUUCGCUCCGACCUUCGUGUGGAGUAA
Molecule: messenger RNA, 213 nt
Organism: Apiotrichum porosum
Lineage: Eukaryota; Fungi; Basidiomycota; Tremellomycetes; Trichosporonales; Trichosporonaceae
Gene: VMA9
Product: H(+)-transporting V0 sector ATPase subunit e
Exons: 3
Coding region: 1-213 (70 amino acids)
Biological process (GO): vacuolar acidification; proton transmembrane transport
Cellular component (GO): vacuolar proton-transporting V-type ATPase, V0 domain
Molecular function (GO): proton-transporting ATPase activity, rotational mechanism
Source: RefSeq, a predicted model, not a curated record